AUGGGUCAAGAAGCUGGCAAACCUGCCUGGCCCAAACCAUCAGGAAGCUAUCAAACUAUUACAGGUAGAAGAUAUGGAAGAAGACAUACCUGUGUCAGCUUUAGAAGAUCUUUGAAUAGCCAAGACAGAGAUGAACAUCAACGUGAAGACUAUAGACAAUUAGAAGGGGAGAAUGUUCAGAAAGAUAAUUCUUUACUUUUCUGUGAUGGUUCCAGUCCACUGGUUCAGGUAUCUUCUGAUUUAUUAGAUGAGCCUUUAUUAGAAAAUACUGGAACUGGAGAACCCAUUUGCCAAACUGCAUCGAGCCAAACUUUUGAAGCAAGCAUGACACCAUUUUCUCUAUUCUCUUAUGGUCUGGAAGGCAACAGAAUCUCAGGGAGCUCUGUGAAUCCUUAUGAAAAUUCUGAAGACCUUGCAGAAUAUACAUCUGGGGAACAUAGUGAUUUGAAUGGUCAGAAUGGAAUUGCUUUUGUAAACAUUGACUCUUAUGAACCAGAUAGCAGUGAUGGAGAGGAAGAUGAUGCUCAGGACAAACUUUCUUUGGCAAGAGAAGCAGAAGGUGUAUUUCAGGGAACACUAGAUAACAUGUUUUCUGAGUUAGAAAAUGGCAUAGAGUAUUUUACUGACUUACAGUCCCGAUUUUCCACUCUCACCCACAGUGUUUCUAGAGAAUGUUGUGAAGCAGCAGGACCAAUGCCUUUAAUGAGAUAUUUUAGCAUAGAUUCAGACUUGGCAUGUCCAGACAACAGGACAUUACAAUUGCCUGCUGAAGAUCAAGCUGUACCAGAAAGUAACUUGAGUGGUGCCGGUUGUGAAACACAGCAGAUAAGAAAUGUAGUGGAUGUUGGAAUCGGAACUGCUAUAGCGAUUGAUAAUGAAUUAAAUGUCAGUGAUGGAAGGAUUGACCAAGGAAAUUCACCUCAGCUAGUAGUGAGACCUAAAAUAAGAAAACAAAAUACUGCAAAUCAGUUGGAGAGAGAGAGGCAUUUCCCUAAUGAUAUAGAAGAGGAGAGUGGUUCCUGGAGAACUGAAGUUCCUGGAGUCCAGCGAGGCCGUACUGAGCCUGCCUUGAGAAGUAGUGAAGAAUACAUGAGUUCUAGUAUGUUCUUUGACUCAAGAGAGUAUGAAGGUCAUCAAAAUAACACAGAAAUAGUCCUAGGGAGAAAUGCAGCAGCUAAAGAUCAAAAAGAAGUGACAGAUGAUGGCACUGUCUGGGAUGAUUUUGAAGACGGCAACAGACAUUCACCAGUGUCCCACAAUGAUGAAGACAGGUCAGAAUGGAGUGAUGGAGAAUGGUCUACAUCUGUGCCUCCCUAUUUUACUGUCACUGAUAAAGACCAGUCCUCAAGUGAUGAGAGCUGGGAGACUGUUCCAGUCCGGGACGAAUGUGAUCCUGAAGUGCAGAGCAGCAGCAGUGGCAUAGAAGAGGAGAACACAGAUGUUUGUUUCCAAGGACGGGAACAGACCUUAUUGGAGGAAGGAGAAGUUCCUUGGUUACGUUACCGGGAAGAAGUAGAAAGUAGCAGUGGUGAGGAAAAUGACCUGGUUAGUGAUUUUGUGCAUCCUGGAUUCUUUCUGUUGGAUGGAAAUAACAACCUUGAGGAUGACUCCAGUGUGAGUGAAGACCUGGAUGUGGAGUGGAGGAUACUUGAUGAGUUUGGGGAUGGCCUAGGGCUUGCUCGAGCCAUUCCUUAUAUGGAUCCUCAGUUUCUCGCAUUUGUGGCACUGGAGGGACGCUUACAAGCUAUGGAGGCUGCUGUUGUCCAUUUGGAGUCUCUUGGAUUUGAUGGUGAACAAGCUUGUCCACCAGCUACCAAAGAAACCAUAGAUCAUCUUACGCAGAUUGUUGUCACAGCUGACCAUGAAGGUAUGGAUCAAGAGCAGUGUUGCACUAUCUGUUGCAGUGAAUAUGUGAAAGGUGAAAUCGUAACAGAGCUACCCUGUCAUCAUUUGUUUCACAAACCUUGUGUAACUCUUUGGUUACAGAAGUCAGGAACAUGCCCAGUUUGUCGUCAUGUGCUUGCGCCUGUGCCUCCUGAAGCAGCUGCUGCCACCGUUUCCGUUCUGUCUGAUGAUGAUUCAGCAUCUUCUGUUCACAGUGCUACAGGAACUUCAAACUAG
This is a messenger RNA of Charadrius vociferus (killdeer), 2121 nucleotides long. It is a transcript of the gene PJA2, whose product is annotated as praja ring finger 2, E3 ubiquitin protein ligase. The record is from RefSeq and is a predicted model, not a curated record. The coding region runs from base 1 to 2121 and encodes 706 amino acids. NCBI's taxonomy places the organism in Eukaryota, Metazoa, Chordata, Aves, Charadriiformes, Charadriidae. The transcript is spliced from 8 exons.